AUGAAAAUUCCACCACGUGUUUGUUCCUUUCUUUGGCGUCUUGCUCGUCAAUGCCUUCCUACCCGUGUUAAUCUCACCACCAGGGGUAUACCAUGCGAUGAUACGUGUGUGAUGUGUGAAUCAUUGGCAGAAUCACAUAUGCAUCUAUUCUUUGUGUGCACUAAAGCUAUGGACUGUUGGGAUCGUAUUAAUUUGGGAAACCAUAUUCGCGAGCUGCUGCACCGGGCUAAUGAUUUUACUAUUAUGUUGUUUGAUUUUCUUGACAGGUUACCCUCAUAUCAACAACACGCAGCCGCAAUGUUACUUUGGAGUUUGUGGAAGAGUCGUAACAUAAAGUUGUGGGAUUCUUUAGACACUACUACUGCUUCGACUGUUUCUAGAGCGAAGGAUACGCUUCACGAAUGGAGAUGUAUGCAACGAGCUAGACCUCAACCUCAAAAUCAGGACCACAUAACCUCUUGGAAGAAACCUCCAGAAGGUGUCCUAAAGUGUAACAUCGAUGCCGCAACUUUCAGCCAUAACACUGUAACAGGUUUUGGAAUGUGCUUUCGAAACUUUAAGGGCCAAUUGUUAAUGGGGAAAUCAGCUCUUCUGCAAUCAUUUGGUUCUGUCCUAGAAGCUGAAGCUGUUGCUAUGCUUGACGCAUUACUCACGGCAAUUGCAGCUGGCUACCAUGAUGUCAUGUUUGAAACAGACAAUAAGAUUCUCGCUGAUGCCAUCAACUCUUCUUUUGUUUAA
Messenger RNA from Medicago truncatula (barrel medic), 738 nucleotides. RefSeq lists its product as uncharacterized. The record is from RefSeq and is a predicted model, not a curated record. Lineage: Eukaryota; Viridiplantae; Streptophyta; Magnoliopsida; Fabales; Fabaceae. The transcript has a single exon. The coding region runs from base 1 to 738 and encodes 245 amino acids. Gene Ontology annotation, molecular function: RNA-DNA hybrid ribonuclease activity; nucleic acid binding.